Erigeron canadensis is the source of this 684-nucleotide messenger RNA. RefSeq names its product dolichyl-diphosphooligosaccharide--protein glycosyltransferase subunit DAD1. The record is from RefSeq and is a predicted model, not a curated record. The transcript has 5 exons. Gene Ontology annotation, biological process: protein N-linked glycosylation. Lineage: Eukaryota; Viridiplantae; Streptophyta; Magnoliopsida; Asterales; Asteraceae. The coding region runs from base 150 to 503 and encodes 117 amino acids. Gene Ontology annotation, cellular component: membrane; oligosaccharyltransferase complex.
UUGUAGCUGUUAAAAUUAAGGUUUUUUUUAGAACAAAAGUCGUAAAAAUAAGUAAACGCCCAGAGAAACAGAUCAGGCAAGGCCGGCCUCAGAUCACAUAAUACAAGUCUGUGUGUGUAUUUUGUGAGCCAAAAAUAACAUAAAAGAGAAUGGGGAAAUCGGCGACAACAAAAGAUGACGCGCAAGCUCUUUUUCAAUCUCUCCGAUCUGCUUAUUCUGCUACUCCUACUAAUCUCAAGAUCAUAGAUCUGUAUGUCGUUUUCGCUGUAUCCACUGCUCUAAUUCAGGUGGUUUACAUGGCAAUAGUAGGGUCGUUUCCAUUCAACUCUUUUCUCUCGGGUGUGCUUUCAUGUGUUGGAACAGCCGUCCUAGCUGUUUGUCUUCGUAUUCAAGUCAACAAAGAAAACAAGGAAUUCAAGGAUUUACCUCCCGAGCGUGCUUUUGCAGAUUUUGUUCUCUGCAAUUUGGUACUGCAUUUGGUGAUUAUGAAUUUCCUUGGAUAACUCACUAUUCAGAUAUGUUCAGUAAGAUGAGAGCAAGUUAUAGUCGAUUUUCUUGGUUUCACUUUGUGUUAUUGUUGAGUCCUGAAAUCUGUAUUGGCAAUAGGAUUAUUAUUUUGAACCUCUUUAAACUUUAGAACGACCGAAACAGCUAGCAAUCUAUUAUAGAUUUUCGAUAUUGAAA